CAACAGACCAUCUCCCCUCAGCACAAACACCCCCAGGACCCCCAGCCACCUUACUCCCUCCCCCGUCGUACCCAACUUCCCCUUCUCCCACCACAGCACCCCGAUGAAGCGGCCCCUCCCCCCAGACUCCCACGCCAGCUCCAGUGGCUAUCCAGAACGCAAAUUCAGCACAGACAGCACCAGCCACAUCGAUCACACCCAGCCCCAGCCUCAGAAAAAGAAGAGAGUCAGCCUGAGCUGUGCCCAGUGUGCCAAACGAAAGCAAAAGUGUAAUCGAGAGUUUCCCUGUCAACACUGUACGUACUCUGGCCUUGCGAGGAAAGUGCCUGAGCUUUGCGUCCCCUACAAUCCGCAAGCAAACAGCAACAACAGCUCCGGCCCCGAUUCCCAGACGCUGGCCCGCCUAGAAAGCAUAGAAUCAGUGCUUUCUGUUGUAGUGCGACAUACCAGUGGGAUAACCCACUAUGAGGCAGUGAGAGACUGGAUUACUUCACCACCAUUCCAAAAGCAUCUUCAAUCAGCCCCUUCGACACCCGCAUCUCCCCAUAAUCUUAUGACACCACAGGCCAGCGUUCCGGGGCCAUCACGCCCUAUGACUGCGUACCAGCCUGACGCCCAGGAUCCUAAUUCGCUCGAACGCGGCGCGAGCUCGGAUGAUGAUGGCCUGGCACGAGUCGGCAAAGGAUGGCUUGGAGAGAUUGAUGGCGGUCUACCAGAAAACAUGGAUACGGACGAAAAAGUCAAGAUGAAGCUCGACAUCCAUGGCACGCCCGCCGAGAACCUCCAGCGUCUUAUAACCGACUGCGGUGUCAGCCCUCAUAAAAUUGCAGAGCUUGUCCAAGAACUUCCUCCCAAGCCAUUUGCAGACAAGAUAAUCGACUGGUUCUUUGAAAAGCUCAAUUUUAUUCGGUACCCUAUCGACGAACGUCUCUUCAGAGCGUCAUAUGAUGAUUUGUACAACAAGGCGACGGCUUUGGACCCGUCGAAUGUGAGGGCUCUGCCGUUGGUGUUUAUCGUGCUGGCCUUGGCGGUCAGACAGGCGCCGGAUAAAUGGGCAGGGGAUGAACAGACCAGACGCCUUUCAAGUUUGCGGAUGUACUGGAGUUCGCGUCGAAGUAUCCUCAUCGCGACCGCUGUUCAAUCUGAAAGUCUAGAACUCGUCGUCAGCCGGCUUUUGAGUGCCAUGUACCUCGUACUCAUCCACGACAGACGUCUCACCGAGUGCUGGUCACAGCUAGGGGCCUCACUACGUACCGCUCAAGCAAUAGGUCUCCAUCGCGAUGGUUCAAAGCUUGGUCUUGACCCUUACCAAACAGAGUACCGCAGACGACUUUGGAGCUAUUUGUAUCACGCGGACAAGCAGUACAGUUUGGUUCUAGGAAGACCACCCAGUAUAUCUGACAGUUAUACCGACACCCAGGCCCCAUCCAACAUCGAUCUCACCGAAUACAACCCCGCCCUCGGUCUACCACCUGCCAAACCCUUCCACGAGCCCACCCCCGCCCUCUUCCUCAUCCUCCGCCGCAAGCUCGCUGUCAUCGUGGGCAGAAUAGUACACCAUUUCCAGAAACUAAAUGAACCGGCGCAAUACUCGGACGUGGAAAAGCUGCAGCAAGAGCUUGAUCUUUUUGUGGAGCAGCUGCCGCCGCAUUUCAGGAUGCAUGAUCCCGACAAGGCGUUGGAUAAAGUCCAUUUCUGGCUCCCGGUACAUCGAUUUAUGCUUCUGACAGAAGUGCUCGUCACCACCAUCAUCCUUCACCGACCUUGGCUCUUGCGAAAGCUCUCAAGUAACCGAUAUGCCGCUUCUAGAACGGCAUGCUUCGAAGCUGCCAAGCUUGAUUUCCAGAUACGUCAGGAUUUCCAGCGUGAAGUCCCCGAUUUCAAGCUUUUCGCCAUUACUGGCAACUUUAGAAUGUUUAACAGUGCCAUGAUUGCCGGUAUCAGCGCCAUCAUUGACCCUCGAGGACCCGAUUCCGAUCAGAUGAGAAAAAUCCUGACUACAUUUUUGGAAGAGAACCCCUGGCAUGAGGUCGCCAGCAAGGAUGCGACCACGAGAAAGGAGGUGCAGAUUAUCCAAACUCUGUCGCGGCGGGCUGCCAAGAUUUUUGAAGAUUCGUUUGGACCCGGUGAACCGGCGACGCACGACAAAGACAGCGCUGCUCUUCUGCUCGCGCUCCGUCAGAGCAAUGACUCUUCUACCCAUUCUAAUGCUUACCCCAAGGGUGUCCAGCCAGAAGAUGCUCCCACGCCGGGUGGACCUGGUAUCGGUCACAACAAGAUGAUGUACCCUCCGCGACACUGGGGGCAGACACCAAAUGUUGCGUUUGCGCCUGUCCACCACGGGGGUAUCAACCAAAGCCCCGCCUCCACCGGAAGUCACGAGGACGAUCAUUCACAAAAACUACUCGACCAUUGGAUCAACGCCAACACCUCUAUGGCAGUCGGCGGCUCAUCGUUCAAUGGCGGCCCCAUUCCGACGCUCGACAAUUCCGGGAUGGGCUACUUGCCUAUGCCAGCCAUGGCGGGCGGCAUGACACCCCUCGGCCUGCCCAAUGGGCCAGGCUUGACGCCGAACCCUGCCUUGUCAGCGUACGGCGGCGGUCCAUCUUCUAGCUUCAUGGAAGAGGGUGGCGGCAACUUCAUGGGCCACACGUCUGGCGAGUACUCUUACCCCAACCAAUUUGGUCUCUUGGCAGUGGAGGGAGGCUCGGGUCAGCCGAGUGGGCGACGCAGUACCGAGCCGGGUGCUGAAAACAGCGACGAAUAUUGGAACGCUCUCAUUGAUGGUAUGUCACCGUUUGUCGUGUUUGGCUAG
This is a messenger RNA of Cryptococcus amylolentus CBS 6039, 2815 nucleotides long. RefSeq lists its product as hypothetical. Gene Ontology annotation, biological process: DNA-templated transcription; regulation of DNA-templated transcription. Bases 104 to 2815 code for a protein of 903 amino acids. The record is from RefSeq and is a predicted model, not a curated record. NCBI's taxonomy places the organism in Eukaryota, Fungi, Basidiomycota, Tremellomycetes, Tremellales, Cryptococcaceae. Gene Ontology annotation, molecular function: zinc ion binding; DNA-binding transcription factor activity, RNA polymerase II-specific; DNA binding. The transcript is spliced from 16 exons.